Cicer arietinum (chickpea) is the source of this 582-nucleotide messenger RNA. Its product is annotated as putative B3 domain-containing protein At1g78640. Lineage: Eukaryota; Viridiplantae; Streptophyta; Magnoliopsida; Fabales; Fabaceae. Gene Ontology annotation, molecular function: DNA binding. The record is from RefSeq and is a predicted model, not a curated record.
AUGUCUUCUGAAAACCUUAAUUUUGGUUCAUAUUUCACUUUGGCUCAAUGUUCUCGUGCGAUUACUCCCAAAGUUUGUCUCCAUUUAACACUAGGUAAGUGCCCCUGUAAUUCAACAACAGUUGAUGAGACACAACUAUUUGAUUCUUCAACCAGAAAGAGGAAACUUGUGCAACAAGCAAUCAAUGAUGGAAAAAAGAAGAUAAACAAUGAUGAAAAGAGAAAGUUGGGUUACUCACUUGAUGAUUCUUGGGAGAUCAAGAAAGUGUUGGAAGAGAGUGAUCUUGGCAACAAUUGUAGACUCUUGUUGAAUAAAAAAUUGGUUGAGGAUUUUAUGUUGCCUCAUUUGGGUUCCAAUGCUGAGAAAGAAAUUGAAGUUGGAAUAUUUGAUGUUGAUACUGGCUCUUUGCAUACUCUCAAACUCAUAAAAUAUCUUUCUUCACAAAGUUAUAUUUUUAAGAGUGGUUGGAUCAAAAAAUUUGUACUUAGAAGAGAUUUAAAAAAAGGAGAUGAGAUUGGUCUUCAUUGGGAUGAAUACAAAAAACACUUUAAUUUCACAGUUGUCUAUGGAGAUAGACACUAA